Phytophthora infestans T30-4 is the source of this 459-nucleotide messenger RNA. Its product is annotated as MtN3-like protein. The transcript has 2 exons. Gene Ontology annotation, biological process: carbohydrate transport. NCBI's taxonomy places the organism in Eukaryota, Oomycota, Peronosporomycetes, Peronosporales, Peronosporaceae. The record is from RefSeq and is a predicted model, not a curated record. Gene Ontology annotation, cellular component: membrane. Bases 1 to 459 code for a protein of 152 amino acids. Gene Ontology annotation, molecular function: sugar transmembrane transporter activity.
AUGGAGUCGCCGUACUUCCCACAGGAAAUGCCUAUGAGUAUUCUUCACGUUCUCUCCACCGCUGCGGCGAUCCUGGCAGUGCUCGCUCCGUUUCCAGACUUUUGGCGGAUUUAUAAGACCCGCUCCACAGGCUCCGUCUCCGUCUUAUCAGUCGUUCUCAUCUUCUGCAACUGCUACGCGUGGGUCAUGUACGCGCGUCGGGUGAACUCGAUCCCUCCGCUCUUCGUGGCGUAUGCGGUCGGUAUGCUUGCAUCGAUCGCCUUUGGAGGGAUUUACUACCACUGGACGCGAGACCACGCUCACAUCCACAAACUCUACGGGGCUGCGUUCUACCUUCUAGCGGGAUAUACGCUAUACUACAGUCUUGGGACGAGUGGUGCUACCAACCAGUCGAACGAAGCAGUGGCAAACACGCUCGGAGCUGUCAGUGGUCUCAUCAAUUUGGCUCUCGCAAGAUGA